Thyridium curvatum is the source of this 2856-nucleotide messenger RNA. RefSeq lists its product as uncharacterized. Gene Ontology annotation, molecular function: N-acetylglucosamine-6-phosphate deacetylase activity. The record is from RefSeq and is a predicted model, not a curated record. NCBI's taxonomy places the organism in Eukaryota, Fungi, Ascomycota, Sordariomycetes, Thyridiales, Thyridiaceae. The coding region runs from base 1 to 2856 and encodes 951 amino acids. The transcript has a single exon. Gene Ontology annotation, biological process: N-acetylglucosamine catabolic process.
AUGGACCACGACAAGGGAGGGCUGCCUCCGUACAGCGCUGUCGGCGAUAGCUCGUCGUCUCCCCGCUGGCGCGAGCUCCGACAACGCCGCAUGCGCCGAUCACGGGCUUUCAAGCUCGUCGGCCUAGGCGCGCUCCUCUUUAUCGUCUACGCUCAAUGGACCCAGCUCAGCCAGUCACGCAUCCCUUCAACCAGACUGUCGCUUGCCAGGCUCCAACAGGAUCUGGAAACAUGCAAAACCCUCCGCCACAAGCCCCAGGAUCCCAUUGGUCUUGGCCGCGAGCGCAAUGCUCGCUACGUCGAGGGCAUCAAACCUACCCUGAUCCAAAACGCGACCGUAUGGGUCGGUGAGCCUGUUGAGGGUACCCCUGCGGAUCAGGCCAGGAAUGGCUCCGGCUACGCUUGGAUCACUGCCGAUGUAUUUGUCCAGCAAGGCCUCAUCAUGAGGGUUGAGUCCAAGAUCUCUCCUGCAUCACUACCCAAGGAUACAGUAUGCUGGGAUGCAAAGGGUCGCCAGCUCACAAGCGGUAUUGUCGAUAUGCACAGUCACGCAGGAGUUGAUCCUCUGCCCGGUCUUGUCGGUGACGACGACACCAACGAGAUGUCUGCUGACACCACGCCCUAUGUGCGUUCCAUCGACGGCAUCAAGCCCCUCGAUCACCAAAUCCAAGUCAUCAAGUCUGGAGGCGUCACUACUAGCCUAGUGCUUCCGGGUUCUGGCAAUAACAUCGGUGGCGAGGCGUACGUGAUCAAGCACGCAGUCGGCUCCCAAGAUGGUCGUCCCGAACUCAGUGUUGCCGAUAUGCUAGCAGACCCGGAUCGCAACUGGCGGUACAUGAAAAUGGCCUGCGGCGAAAAUGCCAAGCGCGUUUACGGCAAGGUUGGCGAGCAUGGCCCUGUCAGCCGCUUGGGCGAGUCUUGGGAGUUCCGCCACGCAUUCGAGCAGGCCGCCGAGAUUGUCCGGGCACAGGACGACUGGUGUGAUGCAGCCGAGGCCCUGGGGGUGGACAAGAUGGACACCUACUUACCACAGGAGAUCAGAUGGGAGUCGCUUGGUGCGGUGCUCCGAGGCCAAGUUCAUGUCAACACGCACUGCUAUACGAUUCCUGACCUCGAGGCUUUUGUCGACCACACCAACGAGUUCAAGUUCCCCUUGCGGGCGUUUCAUCAUGCCCAUCAGACCUUUUUAGUCCCAGAGAUCCUCAAACGGACCUGGGGAGGUGCGCCAGCCUCGGCCCUCUUCGCUGACAACAUGUACUACAAGGCCGAGGCCUACAUUGGCUCCGAGUACGCCGGCAAGUUUCUCUGGGAUGAAGGUCUGACACCCGUCUAUGUGAGCGAUAAUCCUGUGCUCAACGCCCAGCAUGUCGUGUUUGAAGCUGCCAAGGGGUAUCGGUAUGGCCUGCCAUAUCAUGUGGCGCUUGCAAGCGUCACUACUGCACCAGCCGAACGACUAGGCCUUGGUCAACGCAUCGGCAAGAUCAAGCCUGGGUUCGAUGCCGACAUUGUUGUUUGGGACAGCGAUCCGCUCAGUGUGGGUGCCGCGCCUGUCCAGGUGUGGAUCGAUGGAACUGCGCAGUUCGAGGACCCUGUCGAGUUGGAUAAGCCUCUGACAGCGCCCAUCGUGCCCAAUGAGGAUCUGAGUGAUAUUCCCGAAGAAGAACUCAAGCUAGAGAAUGUCGUCUUCACGGGUGUGUCCAAAGUCCUCAUCAAUGGACAGAACAUCGCUUCUGACAAUGGCAACCUCAACGUUGCCAUCUCCAACGGCCGCGUCACCUGUAUUGGACCCUGCGGCGACGCACUCCUUGCCGCUUCCAAACCUGGCAGCGACAGCAGAGUCAUUCUCCUGCGUGAUGGCCACAUCACCCCAUCCUACACAGCAUUUGGCUCCAGCCUCGGGCUGAACGAGAUCGACAUGGAGGCGGACACUGACAAUGGCCCUUCCGGCGAUGCAUUCACCCGUGGGCUUGACGGGCUCGCCCUCGACGGGAAGAAGCUGCACGUCGCGCACAAAUACGGCGUGACGCGCGCCAUCUCUGCUCCCAAGCUGUCUGGCCAGAUGACACACCGCGGCACGAGCGUGGGCUUCCUGACCGGCGCCGCCACAGCGCUCGACAAGGGCGCCGUGUUUGCCGACAAUGCGGCCGUCCACUACACUCUCUCCCUGGACGCGAAGAGCGACAAGACGCCCUCCAUAUCCGGGCUCGUCGGCGCCCUGCGCCGCGCCCUCCUGGAAGCCGUGCGUAGCAACGAGACCACGGUAGCGGACCCAUACUCCGAGGCAGCACAGCUCCGCAAGGUCGUCGCCGGCGAGAAAGCCCUCGUCCUGACGGUCCACAGCGCGGACGUCAUCGCCGCCGCACUGCGCGUCAAGGCCGAGGUCGAGCGCGAGGCGGGAACCACGCUACGUGUUGUCAUCCUCGGAGGCGCGGAGGCGCACCUCAUGGCCGGGGAGCUCAAGGCAGCCGGCGUCGGCGUCGUGCUGGCGCCGGCGCAGUCGUACCGCGCUACGUGGGACCAGCGGCGGGCGCUGACGGGCGCACCGCUGACCAACGGCACGGCGGUGGACGCGCUGGUGCGCGAGGGUGUGGCAGUGUCGCUGGGGCUCGAGGAGGACUGGCUCGUGCGGGAUAUGGGUCUGCUCGCGGGCAUCGCGUGGCGUAACGGCGAGGGGAGGCUGACUGAAGAGGAGGCUUUGGGGUUGGUGGCGGGGAAUAUCUACAAGAUGCUCGGGCUGGAGAGGUCUGAGGAGGACGAGAGUGGGCAUUUUGUUAUUUCUGAAGGGAGUCCCUUGGAUAUCGCGUCGAGGGUGAAGGCGGUUGGUGGGGGGUUGGGGUAUGUUAGUGUUUAUAUGUGA